CCAAUGACGCACCCUUUCCGAGGUCUCCAAGUGGCGGCUGCAAGGAACUCUUGCAAAGCAACCCAACUCUGGAAACAACCACAAAACAGUUGCUGCCCAAAUUGUUUGCGUUAUUUCCUAGCUAGCGUUUCUCUGCAUCAUGAAACAGACUUUACUAUUGCUUCCUUUCUUGGCUGGAGCCUGUCGCGGCUGGGUGGCUCAAAGACCUGGAGUAGGAGGAUUUAAACGUUUGCAAAAAUGCAAUGCGCAAACGGCAUUCUGGCAAGAGUUUUCCACCUUGGAUGGGAUUGACGAAGAAUUUGCCGAACAGCAAUGGUACCUGCCUUCAGUGGUCGAGCGAGCCUUGAUUGACGAAGAGUCGUCCGUGAAUCCACACCAUCUCCUGCAGAGUCUCGACAUGUCCACCAAGACACGAGAGCAAGCAUUGGGGGCCUUGGCGGAAUCGGAUGCCAUUGAUACGUAUUCCUCGAUACUGACGCGCGACGAAUGCUACAUAUUGCAAACGUACUUGUUGAAGAAUGUGGAAAAAGAGCUUGGAAUUGACAAUGUGGACGACUGUGCCGACUGGCAAGUCAACCUGGAUGUCGAGGAACUGGAACGGCUGAUUGGCAGUCAUGCCGUGGAUCGCCUGUUUCAAGUACCGUCGUUGCUGGAAGAUGAUCCUGCGAUUGACAACCGAUCAGCGUUCGAACGAGUGGGAAUUUUCAUUCGAGUGUACGAGCGAUCUCCACAGGGUCGGCCUUGGAUGCCGUUCCAUUCGGAUGGCAACGCCUGGACGGUCAAUGUGGCGUUGAACGACGACGCAGACUAUGAAGGAGGUCGGCUCAUGGCCUUGACGGAUGGGGCACUGCAAGUCGUGGAGCGUGGACAAGGGGACGCAACAUGUCACAGAGGAUCUGUGUAUCAUGCUGUUUCUGCCAUGAAACGGGGGAAGCGAUAUUCCAUGAUAUUGUUCUUUCAUACAGACUCCUAAGCAAUCAGCUUCCUUGCGAACAAGCUACAUGCGCAGAGAUGGCAGGGGAAACAACAAUGAAAUCAAUGUCAGUUGGCUGUCUGAGUACUCAAGCACAAAGUUUGCAACAAUUCGACUUGAAGCUGAGGCAGGUUUCGAGGGCACGCAAUCACCUUGGACCAGACUCCUCUUCUAAACCAGCUGACGUGUGGCCAUGAGGUGCUGGUUCCACUGGAGCAAAAUUCUAACACUGCAGAAUGAAUUCACUCCAAAAAAUUAAAGAGAUGUCGGUAGCAACAACAGUCCUCCAUGAACAAAAGCAACAACCACUAAAUGCUGCCAUCAUCCAGGCCUCUUUUGACAGGAUGAAAGGGUAGAUCGAUUUGUGGUUUUUGCUGGGCUUGGGCAAAGAGAAAGCCUGCUGCAAUGUUUGGUGCCACCAUGUUUUACCCUUUGCUUGAGGAGCUCCAGUGCCUGGCAACCCUUGGGCAUUGUUUUCUUUUCCUUGACCUUUGGGGGUAAACCUUGAACCAGCAACAGAUAGGUUGCAGAGACUGGAGUGGUGUGAUGUGGUGUGAUGUGGUGUGGUGUAAAGAGAUGUGACCAUGUUCUUUUGAACGUAGAGCAAAGAAAAAGAGAGCUUCGGCCACAGCGUCCUCCCAAAAUGUCUUUUUGGGCAGCUGCUGGUGUUACUACUAAGAAAAGAUUGGGCCCCCACAAAGGGCCUUGAAGAGGAAAGAAGGCGUGCUAAUCUUCGUACCUA
Messenger RNA from Seminavis robusta, 1715 nucleotides. The record is from the annotation of a GenBank genome assembly. NCBI's taxonomy places the organism in Eukaryota, Bacillariophyta, Bacillariophyceae, Naviculales, Naviculaceae.